AUGGCGGCCUCCACCCCGCUUUCCCACGCCAACAUGAACGUUAUGAACAGCUCCCAGCCCAACAGCGAGACCGGCACUGCCACUGCUGCUCCAGUCCUCGACUAUGCAUGCCUAUUCUCACACGACCUGAAGCGAAAACAAAAACGAUGGCAGGAUGGGCGACUCAAGUUCCACUGCUUCAACAAGAGGGUGAUGGUCUAUGAUGAGCGUGGUAACUUUAUUGGCGACACGCACUGGACGAUGGAUUACGACUUGGACGAGGGUGAAGAGUUUCAACUUGCGCGCGGAUGCGUCGUAGUACAGGUCUCCGAGUGUCUGGGACGCAAAGAACAAGACCUGUCCGCAUUGAUCGACCAACGCUACAAGCACAAGGAGGAACGCAAGGCUCAUGCUGACGCCGCUGCCGCUUCCAAACCGUACAGGCCUGCUCCUACGCCACACCGACCACCAAUGCCCAUCACCCAAACAAUGACAACUAUAGCAACCCCUCGUGGUAACCAGCUCGGCCGUGCCGUCCUCCCUACGUUAUCACCCUUUGAGCAGCGGAACCUCCAUGCUCAAGAGUCCGCCCAGCGGGAUGAGCAGGCCAGACCUGCCAAAAGAAGAAAGCCAGAGGCAUCACCCCCGAGCAAGAGCGGGUAUGCCAGGAGUCUCUUCGGAGCGCCGCUCGCCUUGUCUUCUUUUACCUCAAGCGCCGCACACCCGUCUCAGACUGCUCCGUCACAGGCCUCAGACAUCCGCGCCAUUGGCAGAGAACCGUUACUGCCCCGUUCGCGACCCAUGCCUAGUCUUCUGAAAGUGCAGCCAACUGCGUUUGCCGACACUCCUUCGAAAGCUCCCAAAACCACGGCUAGAUCAAACCCCAUUAUCAUAGCUGAUGACACCCCCGAAACCGACUCAAAUCACGACCACGUCGAUUCUGCGGAGCCAUCUGUCAGUCUCGCUGCCAUCGCUGGGAAGUCGAAAGCCAGAGCAGGCCGGUCGAGCAAUAAGCCGUCCCAUCGAGACGAACACCUGGCAGAGGAAGAUGGCCCCCCGAGCUCAGGCGAAAUCAUUGGUGCGCGAGCGGUUCCUCCACAGUUGGUAGCUGCAGCAAGCACGCUGCUUCAACCACGUACAGCGAAGCGAAAGACCCUUCUAUCCGUGCCAAGGAAGCAGACAGGACAGCCGACUCGCAACCAGCUCGAAAGCUCAACAACGGCUAGGACUGACGAUCAAUUCUCUACUGCGGAUGCGCUAGAUCUAAACCCAAGAACGAGCCUUGUGGCAAGCACUAAACGGGCAAAAAAACGUGGUCUUCUGAUAGCCGCGGAGAAGACAACAACCAGGAAGCGACGCAAAAAUGUCGAAGAUGGAUCAGGCCGCGACGUGCCGAAAUCUGCGCACUCUGUGCGCGCCGAAGAAGAGGAAGUCGUCUCUAAGGAGAAAAGACGCCGCAAAGUUUCGGCUGGCUUGAUGUUCGAUGACGACGAUGUCAUCAACGUUGACAGCGACUCUACGUGCCCAUCACCAAAACUCUCUAUCUCUAGUGCUCGACCUUGUGACUUUGUGGAUGAGACCACCAAUCAGGGCAAUGUGUCUCUUACGGCGAGGAAGGUCGAUUCCGUUCCACAGAAGAAUGUUGAAGUCCCCGGGGGUCAUGAUGCUGAAUCGAGCGAGGAAGACGUCGGUGUUCGUCAUCGUCUCAGGGGUAAACGCGCAACCUGUCGCCUGGGAGAAUCAGACUUGGACACACCUAUCUCCGUGCCAGGUUCUCCUGUAUCUUCUAGCCCUUCGACUCCCGUGGAAGCGCCCCCACCAAAACGGACGCAAGCUCCCACGAAGAUCAAUAGGCCUCAUUUGGCUACCUUGCGGCGGAGCGUCAAGAGCAAAGAGAUCAUUGGGUUCUAUGAUAGUGCCAAUAGUUCCCGAGAGGCAGCAGCUAUCGCUCGCAUGCGUGAAUCCAUGGCGUUCGCAAGCGACGAAGACGAACCUGCGGUCAUCAAGCAAGGCCUGCAAACCGGAGCCAGAAGGAAAGAAGCUGGAGAUGAGGGGUGUAAUCAAGGGCAACUCCGGGCGAGGGAGGUACGGAAAGAACGGGAACAAGAAGAUCGACAACGACAGCUGCGGGAGACGCAGGCUCAAGAGGAAUCUGAGAGGAAGCAGAGGGAGAUGGAGGCACGUGCGAAAGAGGCGCGUGAGGAAGCAGCUCGACAAAAGAGACGACAGGAGAAGAUGGCUCUGGAAGAAGAGAAGCGCCGACAAGAAGCACGUGAGGAGGAGGCUCGGCAAGAGGAGCUGCGUCAACAACGAGUUCGCGAGCAGGAAAUCCGCGAGAAGGAAGCUCGCGAGGAGCAAGCUCGCGAAGACGAAGCUCGGCGAGAAGCACUGCGCCAACAGCAGAUCCGCGAACAUGAAGCUCGUGAAAAACAAGCUCGUGAAGAAGAGCUGCGACGUCAGGAAGCCCGUGAGAGGGAAGCUCGAGAAGCCGAGAGGCGUCGUCUAGAAGCCCAUGAGCAAGAGCUACGCAAGCGAAAGGCAAGAGAAAAAGAGCUACAGCAAGAGCUGAUUCGUGAAAGACAGGCUCGCGAACGUGAGGCCAAGGAGAGGAGAGCCAGAGAGGAGGAGGAGCAACGACAGCAAGAGCUCCGACAGGAACAGAUCCGCGAAAAGGAGGCUCAAGAACAAGAGGCCAAACAGAAGGAAGAGCGAGAAAGAGAGGCUCUGGCAAGAGAAGUCCGCGAACGGGAGGCGAGGGAAGCAGAAGAUCGUGAACGGAAAGCACGAGAAAGGGAGGCGCGUCUGGAAGCUCGAGAGAAGGAAGCUCUGGAACGGGAGGCUCGCUUAGAAGCUCGGGAAAAGGAGAGUCAGCUCAAAGAGGCUCGAGAGAAGGAGGCUCGAGCGAAGCAAGCUGAUGCCGAGAAAACGCGUCCAAAGGACGUCAGAGAGAAGGCAAGGCUUCCUAAGUUUGUCCCUCCCACUAGGCCUAGUAAACUUGGGGGCGCUGUCCGAGCCAGCCUUUCUCGUGCCAUACCUCAGGCUGCUGGCGUUAGAGCCUCUACAGCGGCGCGAGAGUCCACGAAUCUGGAUGCCACCACGAGGAACCGGGCGGCCGAGGAGCCAACUGGCCCUUCGUCUGCCACUUUGCCUGUCUUCACGCGAGCGAACGGGGGUCCAUGGAGCAUACAAGCACACGAUCUGCUAGGAAUUGGGCGGCCUUCAUGA
Messenger RNA from Verticillium nonalfalfae, 3204 nucleotides. RefSeq lists its product as uncharacterized. The transcript has a single exon. Lineage: Eukaryota; Fungi; Ascomycota; Sordariomycetes; Glomerellales; Plectosphaerellaceae. Gene Ontology annotation, biological process: double-strand break repair. Gene Ontology annotation, cellular component: site of double-strand break; nucleus. The record is from RefSeq and is a predicted model, not a curated record. The coding region runs from base 1 to 3204 and encodes 1067 amino acids.